This is a messenger RNA of Hevea brasiliensis (rubber tree), 1266 nucleotides long. Its product is annotated as pathogen-related protein-like. Bases 111 to 854 code for a protein of 247 amino acids. Lineage: Eukaryota; Viridiplantae; Streptophyta; Magnoliopsida; Malpighiales; Euphorbiaceae. The record is from RefSeq and is a predicted model, not a curated record. The transcript is spliced from 4 exons.
AGCCAGUUCUGCCCUCCCCUAUAUAACAAUUAAUAAGCCUCAGCACAGUUUCCCCAUUAUUAUAAAGCUUCACCACAGGCCUCCUUAAAGAAAUUAAGAAAGUGGAAUCAAUGGAUUCUAAAGAAAAAGCUUCAAUUCCAGUGGCAGAAGGAGAUAAGUACAGGUCUUUCUUGUAUGAUGAAGCUGAGACCACUGAGUGGAGACAUGGUGGUCCUCCAACCUAUGAUUCUGUGAAUCAGCUCUUUGAAGAAGGCCGAACUAAGGAAUGGCCAAAAGGUUCACUUGAAGAAAUAGUUCAGAAUGCUAUCAAAUCAUGGGAAAUGGAGCUUUCACACAAGAUUCGCUUACAGGACUUCAAGACCAUAAACCCUCAGAAAUUUAAGCUUAUUGUUAAUGGAAGAGAGGGGUUAUCAGCAGAAGAGACGCUUAGGAUUGGGAGCUACAAUGCUCUGUUGAAGAAUUCAUUGCCAAAGGAGUUUCUGUACUACAAAGCAGAAGAAGAAAGCUUUGAAUCAUCUCAUGAAGCAUUUAGAUCUGCUUUUCCUCGUGGGUUUGCCUGGGAAGUGCUGAGUGUGUAUUCAGGACCUCCUGUGAUUGCCUACAAGUUCAGACAUUGGGGUUUCUUUGAAGGACCCUUCAAAGGCCAUGCUCCUACUGGAGAAAAGGUUGAGUUCUAUGGGUUGGGAGUUCUCAAGGUGGAUGAAUCUCUUAGGGCAGAGGAAGUGGAGGUUUACUAUGAGCCUGCAGAAUUAUUUGGUGGCCUAUUGAAAGGACAAUCCAUUUCAGAAUCUCAAUCACAAGAUGACACUACAAGAAUUCCAACACCAACUCAUGCCUGUCCAUUCUCCAACUAAUCCUAUCCAUUCUUUCACUUGUUUCUCUUCCAUUUUAAUUUUCAGCAGUAUAUUUCAUCUAUCUAUAUAUAAACGUUUUAAAAACAAUAUAUAAUGCCAUAGUUGCUGUCACAAACUUGCAGUGUGCUGGUCAGCUGGUUUGUUAUUUUUCUUUCGUGAAGCUCUUGGGUUUUGUUGUUUUAUUGGCAUUCUAGGGCCGUUUAGUUGGAAUUAAUCAUUGGAGCUUGGUUUGGGUCUGAUGCUAUCCUCUUCAUCUGCUGCAAUGUAUUUGGUCUCGAGUGCUGUUUUCUGUUCUGAAAUUGAGCAGCCCUGUAUUUCUUUGGAUUUGUGUCUUGGUUGUUUUGGUGUAUUGUUCUCCUAACAGGUUUUUCCUGUCCUUCAUUUAAUGAAAUCUAUUACAUAUAAAAAACAA